This is a messenger RNA of Jaculus jaculus (lesser Egyptian jerboa), 1602 nucleotides long. It is a transcript of the gene Cabyr, whose product is annotated as calcium binding tyrosine phosphorylation regulated. Gene Ontology annotation, molecular function: calcium ion binding. Gene Ontology annotation, biological process: sperm capacitation. The coding region runs from base 75 to 1463 and encodes 462 amino acids. Gene Ontology annotation, cellular component: cytoplasm; sperm fibrous sheath. The record is from RefSeq and is a predicted model, not a curated record. Lineage: Eukaryota; Metazoa; Chordata; Mammalia; Rodentia; Dipodidae. The transcript is spliced from 5 exons.
CCAGCAAGGGGGCAAGGAGGAAGCUCUUUGUAACCUAGCCGAAUCGAAGUUGAACUUACAGACAUCCUGCCAAAAUGAUUUCUUCAAAGCCCAGACUUGUUGUACCCUAUGGCCUCAAGACUCUGCUUGAGGGAGUUAGCAGAGCCAUCCUAAAAGCGCAUCCAGGGAACAUCACCCAGUUUGCAGCCCUUUAUUUUAAAGAACUUAUUAUGUUUAGAGAAGGGAAUACAUCUCUGGAUAUCAAAGAUCUGGUUAGACAAUUUCAUCAAACCAAAGUAGAGAAAUGGUCAGAGGGAACGAUGCAGAAUAAAGAAAAUAUGAAAGAACCAGGAAAAGCACCUGCAGUUUUCAACGGACCUACACGAAUGGAAAAAUCCACAAACACAGAGGAGGACAACGUAGCUGGACCACAAUUUAUCAACAAAACCACCCAGUUUCCAUCGGUUCAAGCUGAGGUCAUACAGCCCGAGGAGACAGCGGAAGGAGUUUGGGGUCCUACUUCCAAACCAACUACGCCUAAGACAACCACCCCACCUUCAUCGCCGCCUCCAGCACCUGCUCCCACAGAGGUUGCCUACGUCCCAGCUGACCCAGCUCAGUUUGCCACUCAGAUGUUAGGUAAUGUUCCAUCUACUCAUUCUGACGUUUUAAUGGUGGACGUGGCAACAAGUAUGCCUGCCAGCAACGAGGUACUGAGCGCAGAGAUCGAUGAAGAAAUCGUGGUGUCUGCUCCGGUGGUUGGUUCUGGAGAGAUGAUAAAGGUGCAGGUUAUGGGCCAGACAUCUUUGAAGGUAGAUAUAGGUCCUAAAGAGCAUGAGGCUGAAUCACCAGUGGCUUCCUUCACCCCCUUGCAGGAUGAACAACACCCUCCUGCAUAUUACGAUCAAGCUCCCGAGGCCCCAUUGCAGGCUGAUGUUCAGGUCACCUCAGCCCUUCGUAUAUCAUCCAUAUUUAACAAUAUGCCUGUCACCGAAGGAGUUGUCUAUGUUGAGCAGAUACCAGGACACAUAGUUAUCCCUCUUACUGAUCAAGUUGCUUGUCUUAAUGAAAAUGAGCAGUCACCACCAGUUAGUCCCACACCUGUAGUGCCCAAGACUGCCUCAGGCAAAUCUAAAGUAUCUGUAGAUUCUGUGAAACUUGUACAGUUGGAGGAGAAUGCACAAAACCGGUCCUCACUACAUAUGGAGGCAGAAGCUAUAGUUCUGCUCUCUAACCCUGCUUUAGUCGGCCAUCCCGAGGUGCCAACAGAACCCCUGGAUGCAGAGAGCUUUAUCAGAAUAGCCUCUGAGAACGCUCUGCACCUUGAAGUGGAGGUCGUUGCCACAGACCCUGACAACCCUGGGCAGGAGUCGGGGGAGAAUGCUGCACCCCAACCACCUGGUGGUUCCUUCCCUCCUGAGCCGGAAGGCUUUACUGAACCUGAAAUCCAAGCAGAAGGGGAAGCUGCACCUGAACAGGUUUGAUGAAGCCAGCACUAGCAACAAGCGAAGCAGGACAGCCACCACCAUAUUCUAACAUGUGGACACUUUACUGUCUAACUGAUAUGAACCAACAAAGCCGCCCAUCACCGCCACCUGUACCUGGGCCUUUCCCCCAAGCAAC